Molecule: messenger RNA, 264 nt
Organism: Penicillium verrucosum
Lineage: Eukaryota; Fungi; Ascomycota; Eurotiomycetes; Eurotiales; Aspergillaceae
Exons: 2
Coding region: 1-264 (87 amino acids)
Source: RefSeq, a predicted model, not a curated record
AUGGCCCAACCAAGGCCAAAUCCCAAAGCAUUAGGCAAGCCAAAAGGAUCUCUCAAUGCUCCUAUUGCAGCUUUUACAAUGGCUGUCCUCCUUUGUUCAUACUGCAUUAGCUCUAUCCGCACUGCGCGGCGAGACGCCCAGACCCAAGCUCCGGGGCCCGGUUCUUAUCAGCGAGCUACGCCAUUUGAUAGAAAAGACGAGUCCUGGGUUCAACAAGCACUUGAUGAAAGUCGAGCGCAGAAUAGUGGCAAGGGACGGCCUUGA